Molecule: messenger RNA, 1668 nt
Organism: Cladocopium goreaui
Lineage: Eukaryota; Dinophyceae; Suessiales; Symbiodiniaceae
Source: the annotation of a GenBank genome assembly
GAGUUGCGACGAAUUGUAAUCUUUGGGCCGGAAUGGAAUUAUACCUUCCUUGGGUUGGAAUGUCAUGUCAAAGGUUUGUCCAAAAUGGUUUUUUGAAUGGGGAACAUGAUGGACCAUGUGAUGCAACGGGACACCCUAUCGGCAAAGCCAUGAGGUGUAAACGGUUGACUCUUUGCCGCAGCAUCGCCAGCGUUACGAUGGGACUUGGCGAUGGGUGCUCCGUGUCCGCUUACCGUACCGUCAUCUCAUGGUAAAUCUGCUGUUAUCAGCAGUCAUCGUCCUCAGCAUCUGGACACCCAUUGCAGGUGCUGGACAGGAUGACUGCACCGACCAGUUAGAGGUUAAUGCGGCGCAUGCGGUCUUCCUACAAACGGCUUUGGCCACAGAGCCCAGCCAGAAGACUCCGAGAACGGUUCCAGAAACGGUUCCGUCGCUCUCGGUGUUAGAGGUGAAGGCCACUGAGCUAAUGAAGAGCCGAUCUUCCUCGGUGGUGUUGUUAGUACUGGUCGUGGUGAUGCUCUUUAUGAUCCCAGUGAUAGUGUACGUACUAUCCGAAGGCAGUAGCACUGGCUCGGGGCACCGACUCUUGGAGGGCGCAUCCAAGGGCAAAGGGGAGGUGGGUCCCUCACACCCGGGCUCCUCGCGUCAGCUGCGAACACCUGGUGUGGCAGGCUCCCAGCGAAUGAGCAUUGACUCGCAGGCGGUGCUGCCCCCGACAGCGCAGCACUACUCGCCCUCGGACGGGCCUCCGGUGAUUUGUCGAGAGCUUGUGCUCCCGGAGACGGAAGCGCGCUUUCUGAUCGAAGCGGCGAGCUUAAGAUCAGAAGGUGGCAGAACGGUGACCAUUCUGGGUGGUUCAGGUCGACAGCCCCUGCUGGUGGCGUAUUUACAGGACCACGGACCCAAAGGCUUCCAGCUCUGGUUGCACUCCAUGGGACAAAACUCCACGGUGCUCGACACCCCACGUGCUGUGGUGGUUCCUGGUAGGUCAAUGGCCAACUUUGAAAUUUAUGACAGAGAUUUGAAGCUUUACGGCGAGUUGGAGAGCAGUCACCCAGGGCGUUUGACUCUGAUGUGCAAUGGUUUCCCAGUCUUGGUCAUCGACGCGACGAGCGAUGAGCUGCACUACAACGCCUGCCAGAUGGACGGAAGGAUGUUGGCCACUGGGCGCCUGGCCCCGGAUGUGCCGCAGCACGUGCUGGCGAAAUUGGGCGGCGAAGCUUGGCGCCUGCGAGUUGUAGCAGGUUGCGAUGCCAUCGUCGUCCUGUCCACGAUGUUGACCGCCAUGCUGAUGAAACGCUUUCGGCCAGGGUCCGCUGCAUCUUCCAUGCCUCCCAGUGCCAAGCCCUCCAUCAUUCUGGGCUAGGCGUUGACCCUCGGAGCCUCGAGCUCUUGAGACCUGACCCAAGUUCCACAUCUAUGGUCUAUGUAUGCUGGGUACAAUCACCAAUACAAGGAAUAUAAGGAAGAACCACAAAUUUCGAUGGCUGAAUAGCUGAAAAUAAGGUGCCAGGACAGAUUUUGGUUUUCUUGGUCAAAAUAUCAGAGGAUUUUGCCAAUCCAUUGAUUUUGGCGAGGCCUUUAUUGUUUUGGUGGGAUGUCAUGGCCAGGUGUAGCUGCCGCAGAUUCGAUUAAGGUAAGCUGAUCGAUUUCUGUGGGAGAAAAAAC